This is a messenger RNA of Zophobas morio, 1678 nucleotides long. RefSeq names its product fringe glycosyltransferase. Bases 190 to 1257 code for a protein of 355 amino acids. The record is from RefSeq and is a predicted model, not a curated record. Gene Ontology annotation, cellular component: membrane. NCBI's taxonomy places the organism in Eukaryota, Metazoa, Arthropoda, Insecta, Coleoptera, Tenebrionidae. The transcript is spliced from 10 exons. Gene Ontology annotation, biological process: regulation of Notch signaling pathway. Gene Ontology annotation, molecular function: O-fucosylpeptide 3-beta-N-acetylglucosaminyltransferase activity.
GGACGAGGGGACCCCAACACAAACAACAACCAGCACACAACAUGGUGCCCGAGUCAGUUGAACACCGUCUCUCUUUCGGGCAACUGUGUUGCCGCUUUGUCCCCCGUUGUUUACGUCCGUCGGUGCCUCCGCCCCUGCAAGUAUCCGCCCGAGUUGCGAAAGCAUGUGCUGGACCGUGUGUGCGCCCCCAUGUCGUGCCUCGGUGACCAGGUGAAUUCGGAAAAGAUGUACGCCAGACACCGACGAGUGUUACAGACUGUUUCUUUGGCCGCUCUUCUGGCGUACAGCGCGCUUCUGGCCUACCAGACGCUGUCACGUGGGCUCGUCGACGAAGAGGAUGUUCUUACUGAGAAGGUGGCACGCCGAAGGGCCCCCUUCGACCGGAGCUUGCACGAAGACCCUUCGGUCGCCGUCACCAGUGAAGCCUCUUCGGCGACGGCCACUCUGCGGCCGCCCACCACCGUCCUCCACGACGUCUUCAUCAGCGUCAAAACCACCAAGAGCUACCACCGUCAAAGACUGCCCAUCAUUUUGAAGACGUGGUUCCAGCUGGCAAAAGCUCAGACAUGGUUCUUCACGGAUACGGACGAUCCGGAGUUCCAGCUCAAAACAAAUGGCCACAUGAUCAACACCAACUGUUCUUCGUCACACAACAGGAAGGCUUUGUGCUGCAAGAUGUCGGUGGAGUUCGACACGUUCAUCGAAACCGACAAAAAGUGGUUUUGCCACUUCGACGACGACAACUACGUAAACGUACCCAGGCUGGUGAGGUUCCUGGGGGACUACAAUCCGAGGGAAGACUGGUAUUUGGGAAAGCCCAGCAUCCAGGCGCCGCUGGAGAUUAUUAAUAAGGAGAAGAAGCACACGCAAAAAAUCAAGUUCUGGUUCGCCACAGGCGGCGCCGGUUUCUGUCUUAGUCGGGCGUUGGCCUUGAAGAUGAUGCCGGUAGCCAGUGGCGGCAAGUUCAUCAGCACCGGAGAGAAAAUACGGUUGCCGGACGACGUAACCAUGGGCUAUAUCAUUGAGCACCUGCUGAAGAAGCCGUUGACGGUCGUCGACCAGUUCCACUCUCAUCUCGAGCCGAUGAAGUUCAUCAGGCGGGAGAUUCUCGAAGACCAGAUCUCGUUCAGCUACGCCCGUAACAAAGAUGAAUGGAACGUCGUCAAGAUCGAAGGAUUCGAUACGAAAUACGACACGAACAGGUUCCUGUCGCUCCACUGCUUCUUGUUCCCGCAUUUCAACUUCUGUCCGAGAUGAGAAUGGGAAAGGGGCGGUUUUUUGCGAAGCUGGUCGCUGAAUUUAUCUGUGAUGCUGUAAAUACGUUCAAAACAUAUGGUAUACCUUAAUUCUACGUCGGUUUUGUGGUGACUAGUCGAUAGAGAGCAACUUAUAUUAACGGAAUUUUAUAAUUGGGCGCUUGUAGACGCUGAUUAGAUGACUUUUAACGAUUCGUUAACAACCAAGAAUUAACAUAUUAUUAACUCUUUUUAUUAGUUUGUUGGCAAUUUUUUGUGAUAAUCAAAUUGUGUAGCUAUUUUCUUGUAUCUCCUUUUAGGUUUUAGGUGCAAUUAUGUUAUAUAUUAUUUGCUCAAAGUGUAUAUUCCAUUGUACAGUUUUGUAUAUAUUGUAUGAACGUUGAAUGUUUUUAUAAUUUUUAAAAUAAACGAUGUAUGUUAUG